This is a messenger RNA of Pistacia vera, 983 nucleotides long. Its product is annotated as proteasome subunit alpha type-2-A-like. The transcript is spliced from 11 exons. Gene Ontology annotation, cellular component: proteasome core complex, alpha-subunit complex; proteasome core complex. The coding region runs from base 89 to 796 and encodes 235 amino acids. Lineage: Eukaryota; Viridiplantae; Streptophyta; Magnoliopsida; Sapindales; Anacardiaceae. Gene Ontology annotation, biological process: ubiquitin-dependent protein catabolic process. The record is from RefSeq and is a predicted model, not a curated record.
UCUUUAAACUCAUUGUUUUCUCUUAAAUUUUCCCGAGAAAAUCAAUCUUUCUCUCAAUUGAUUCUUUGUGUUGAAGCUCUAGCUCACUAUGGGCGAUAGUCAAUACUCAUUUUCUCUCACUACUUUCAGUCCUUCAGGAAAGCUAGUUCAGAUCGAACACGCGUUGACUGCCGUUGGUUCUGGUCAAACAUCUCUAGGAAUCAAAGCCGCUAAUGGCGUUGUUAUUGCCACCGAAAAGAAACUGCCUUCGAUUUUGGUUGAUGAAACUUCUGUUCAGAAAAUUCAGUCUUUGACCCCAAACAUUGGAGUUGUUUACAGUGGGAUGGGUCCUGAUUUCCGGGUUUUGGUCCGAAAAAGUAGAAAGCAAGCAGAACAGUAUCAUAGAUUAUAUAAGGAACCAAUCCCUGUCACACAACUUGUGAGGGAAACUGCAACUGUUAUGCAGGAGUUCACUCAAUCCGGAGGAGUGAGACCUUUUGGAGUGUCUUUGCUGGUUGCUGGGUUUGAUGACAAGGGUCCGCAACUAUACCAGGUGGACCCAUCUGGUUCCUACUUCUCAUGGAAGGCUUCAGCAAUGGGGAAGAAUGUCUCAAAUGCAAAAACAUUUCUUGAGAAGAGAUACACUGAUGAUAUGGAGCUUGACGAUGCUGUGCAUACUGCCAUUCUGACACUGAAGGAGGGAUUUGAAGGACAAAUUUCUAGUAAAAACAUUGAGAUUGGAAUUAUUGGUGCAGACAAAAAAUUCCGGGUACUAACCCCAGGUGAAAUUGACGAUUAUUUGGCUGAAGUGGAAUAGCUUGCUCUUUACCCCUCACAAUUUGGAAUGAAUCAACUGUCUUUUUUCAGGACUUCUAAACAGAAUCUAGUUACAUGUGAAUGCUCAAACCUUGAGAAUAGUUGAUUUGUCCUAUGUUAAAUCAUCUAAUCACCCUCAUCUGUUUCUUUUAUUAGUGCCAAAACAUGGAUACUAAUUUCGCCAUUUA